This is a messenger RNA of Plodia interpunctella (Indianmeal moth), 1859 nucleotides long. RefSeq lists its product as uncharacterized. The record is from RefSeq and is a predicted model, not a curated record. NCBI's taxonomy places the organism in Eukaryota, Metazoa, Arthropoda, Insecta, Lepidoptera, Pyralidae. The transcript is spliced from 3 exons. Bases 151 to 1377 code for a protein of 408 amino acids.
AAAUAGUAGGUAGUAUUAUAACUGUGCUAGGUAACUACAUGAAAUUAUGUUAUUUCUAUAGAAAUACCUAUUUGUUAGAUAGAAAGAAAAUAACUUUGUUCUUUUCUUUUGGAAAACAAUACAGUACCAAAUAAUCAUUCAAUGUUAUAAAUGUACAUGAGUUAUAAUAUAUCUUGCAACAGUAAUGCGGACAUAACUCCAAAAAUCUGUUGGACGAAACCGAUACAGCGUAUUUUAUAUAAACAAUUGAGAACAAUGAGUGUGCAAAUAGCAAGACAUCCACGAAAUUGCGUCCGACUUCUGUGCUCCGUAAAGACAUGCAAGAACACUGUACCAAGUUUGCUAUAUUAUGCUACCACAAUCGAUCCUUUUGAUAUUAUUACACAAGAAUUAUUACAAAGGCACCAAUCAAGAAUAAAAGUCUAUGCUUUUGAUAUCAAUAAACUAAAAAUAAGGCAUUUCACGGAAACUGAAUCCAAUUAUUAUGAUGUUUCUAAAAUGAGCAAUGAAGAUUUGGAUAAAAUAUUAUUAGAAUUACAUGCAAAAAGUAAAGACAAAUACAUAGAACAAGUUAUAACAGAUUGUCGAAAUGUCAAAAGGUUUAUUGUGGAAAGUACUUUAAAGCGACUCUUCAGACAUUACAGUAAUGUUGGUAAACCUGACAUGGUAGUAGUGCUGCAGAAAUAUUGUGCAAAAGUUGAUCCAAAUUUAUUCAAAAGAAAUGGAGAAUUUCUACACUACUCAGCAAAAGCACAAUGCAUGAAGGGUAAUUCGGAAAAAGGCUUAGAAAUAUUAAAACAGUGUUAUAGGAAGAAUGAAAAUUUUAGAUCACUUUACAGGAUCAUAUUUAGGGAAUUAAUUCAAGACUCUGUGUUGAAUAAAUCGGAAGCUACUCUAGUCAUUUUUAAGAAGUAUGUUUUAGAAUUCAGUCAGGAUUGGGAGGAGCAUUAUCCAUUGAUUUGUUUCUGGCACAUAUGUUGGUCAAGCUCAUGGUUUUCUGAUCAAAUGUUGGCCAAUGAGUUGCUUGAUAGCUCUGAAAUUCUCCAAAAUAUUGUUAGGGAUAAAGCUACGGCUUUCAGUAUAACAGUUCUCAGAGAUUAUAACGAGGAUGCUGUUACCAGACUGUUACAAGGGCUUCUCAAGUACAAGAUGAUGAUAGAAUAUGCCAAAGUUCUGCAAGUCCUUUUUAAUUAUAAAUUGAGAAACCGGGACCUACGCGGUUGUACGGAGAUCCUCAAGAACUGCGGAGACCUAGGCGUGACUCUGCCAUCAGACCAACAAGGAAAAUACAUAAAAAUGCUUAUCUCAGGUCAACAAACCGAAACUAAACCUACUGUACCCAAACCCACUUUUAAAUAUUUCAAACUCAAGUUUUAAUAGUGUUAUUUUUUCCAAAGUAAGUUAAAGACUAUGGGAAACUAACUCAACGAUUAUUAAUCUUGUAAAUAACAUAUAUAUUUAUGUAUAUAUUAUAUAUGUAAACCUAGGUCUAGGUCAAUCUGAAAAAGAUGAUGGUCGUUGUUAUUACUCUCUAACUGGUCCUAACUAGAUAGACUGAUAUGAUAAGGACACAGCAAAAUUCUAGUCUAAAGUCUAAAGCAUGCACAAGAUCGUGUUGCCUGGAGUACCAUAGUCAAGAGAGCCACAUGCAGUUACUGGUGGUCACGGCCCUCAGCCAUGAGGAUACGACUAUAAAAUUGUUAUAUUACUCUACCUCUCUAAGACGAACCUGAAAUGUGAAUCAUGUCAAUCAUACAUAAUGUGAAUAUAAAAAAUAUAUUUUUUUGAAAGGUGAACUUGUAAAAGGUAGUUACGUAGAUUUGUUAAGUUUUAAACAUAUAUUAAAAAAAAUAUUACAA